GUGAGUGUGAGUGUGGGAGCGUGUGGUUGGGCAGUGUCUACACCCGUGCGCUCUCUCCCCUCCUCCCCAGCCAUACACUAGGCUGUGUGCAGUAGAAGGGCUUGUAUUUCUCUGUCUAUCCAGCGCGCACUGCCCUCCAGACACACCGGAGACACACUGACAGUCACCCCGUCACACGGCUGCCCUUCCUGUCACCCUCUCGUCACAGCCGUGUGCCCAUCUCUGGCUGGAAGAAGAGCCGCUGCCGCCUCCAUGCUGGCGAGAGGACGCGCUCCAGGAUCCGUCUCCCAGGGAAGGGUCGCCGGGGUCUGGGGAUGAGAUCCCGGCCACACAGCGAAUCCAGCACGGGAUGAGAUGAGGAGGUCGCUGCUGCCCCUCUGACCACCAUUAACCCCUCUCGGUCCUCCCUGUGCAUGCAUUCCGGUGCGAGAAGCCAGCCUGCACCAUCUACUGCCAGAGACCAGCACAUUGCAGUCUGCAGGAGCCGACAAGGGCCUUCCAGCCGACAAAGGACUCCCAGCGCAGGGUCCCAGUGUAAUAUGGCGGACACUGAUGAGGGAUAUGAGAUGCCUGAUACUCCGGUGGAAGCAGACCCCAAGGAGCUCCAGUGUGAUCCUAAGCAGGACAGCCAGCUGGGGGCCAGCAGCAAGACCCCCACCUCCCCCCCAGCCGCCUUUACCCAGCAGGGCAUGGAAGGCAUCAAGGUGUUCCUGCACGAGCGGGAGCUAUGGAUGAAGUUUCAUGAAGUAGGCACCGAGAUGAUCAUCACCAAGGCCGGCAGGCGUAUGUUUCCAAGUUACAAGGUAAAAGUUACUGGCCUCAAUCCGAAAACCAAAUAUAUCCUUCUCAUGGAUAUUGUGCCAGCGGAUGACCACAGAUACAAGUUUGCUGAUAAUAAAUGGUCAGUUACUGGGAAAGCGGAACCUGCAAUGCCUGGGCGUCUGUACGUUCAUCCAGAUUCUCCUGCUACUGGUGCACAUUGGAUGAGGCAGCUGGUGUCGUUCCAGAAACUGAAGCUCACUAACAACCACCUAGAUCCUUUUGGACAUAUCAUUCUGAAUUCUAUGCACAAAUACCAGCCACGGCUUCACAUAGUUAAAGCAGACGAAAACAAUGGAUUUGGGUCCAAGAACACCGCUUUCUGUACCCAUGUUUUCUCAGAGACUGCAUUUAUAGCUGUAACAUCUUACCAAAACCACAAGAUAACCCAGUUAAAGAUUGAAAACAACCCAUUUGCCAAGGGAUUUCGAGGAAGUGAUGAUAUGGAGCUGCAUCGUAUGUCCAGGAUGCAAAGCAAGGAGUAUCCUGUUGUUCCAAGAAGCACUGUGCGACAAAAGGUUUCAUCUAACCACAGCCCAUUCCCCUCUGAAUCACGCAAUAUAACUAGUUCCUCAAACCUCAGUUCCCAGUUUCAGUGUGAGAACGGUGUAAGCAGCACCUCUCAGGACUUAAUGCCUCCUUCUAACUCAUAUUCUUCCUUGCCGCAUGAGCCUGGACCUAUAUACCACUGUACAAAAAGAAAAGCGAGUGAAGAGUCAGCUGAACAUACUUAUAAGAAGCCCUAUAUGGAUACAUCUCCUAGUGAGGAAGACCCAUAUUACAGGUCUGGGUACUCGCAGCCAUCCUCCUCCUCUUCAUCUUCAACAUCCUUUCGCACAGAUUCUGCCCAACGCCAGGCCUGUAUGUACGCUAAUUCAACACCUACCACAGAACAAGUUACAGGCAUAGAAGACAUUUCUUGUAAUAGUUGGUCGAGUGUACCAUCCUAUGGCAGCUGUACUGUGGGAGGAGGGAUGCAAUCCAUGGAACGACUGCCCUAUCAGCACUUCUCUGCUCACUUCACCUCCAGCUCACUCAUGCCCAGACUGGGUAACCACGCUGGUACACAAUCUGCCGAAACCCACACUAUGUUUCAACAUCAACCUUCUCACCAGGCUAUUGUGAGGCAAGUUGCUCCACAGUCUGGAUUACAACAGGCCUCGUCACUUCAGUCCUCUGACUUCCUCUACCCACAUGGUGUUCCACGGACCCUAUCCCCACAUCAGUACCACUCUGUCCAUGGGGUGGGCAUGGUGCCAGACUGGAAUGAGAACAGCUAACAAAGCAGGCAUGAGACAAAUGUGUUGGGUAAAGUCUAAGCAAAGUGUCUCUAGGACUGCACAAAGUGGACAUAUGUCGAAAGGACAAGAUUUGUACUAUGAGCUGUUAUUCCUUGAACACCUCAAAACAAACAAACAUUCACCUUGGUCUUUCACUUUCUCCCUAUUUCUUCUGACACCAGAAUCACAAAUAGGACAGAAAGGAAUGUUGGAUGGCCGAUAUGUUGGUGGAAAAAAUAAGUCUGUUGGAAAGAGCCUAUGGAAAGGCUUUGCACUUCACAUAGCAGGCUGCACCAUGAUGGUGCCCACAUAUGUAAGAAAGAAAGUAAAAAAACUCAUGCACUUCAUGAAUUCACCUGCAUGCCUCUGCCAUAAAUAAUUGGUGUUUGCAGUGUCUUACACUGUGUGAUAUUGGAGGCUGGAACUAUGGGUUUAGAAACGUCAGCAAAAAAGUGGACACAGCAAGGUUGUGUUAGAGAGCGGCAAUGAUUCCAUCAUGCAUCUAUGCCUUGCAGGAUAUUCUAGUGUUGUAAUUUUAUUUUAAUUUUUUUUAAAGGGGGGGUAAGGGCUAAUACAUUUACAAAUCCACACAUAAAUGUACACACAGCCUAAAGUGUAUGUGUACAAGAUGUGAUAUUUAACACAACACAAAACCAUUUUUUUCAAAACCAUAACACAUCCAAAUAGCCCAAGUCUAUUCAGCUUCAGGUUUUACAUUUUUUUUUAUUUGUGGUCAUCCUUGGUACAACAUUUAUACAUUUCACACAGAUUCUACCGCUUUUGUUUUCAAGUACAACGUUACAAAAGCAUCUCCCU
This is a messenger RNA of Bufo bufo (common toad), 2915 nucleotides long. It is a transcript of the gene TBX5, whose product is annotated as T-box transcription factor 5. The record is from RefSeq and is a predicted model, not a curated record. The transcript has 9 exons. Gene Ontology annotation, molecular function: DNA-binding transcription factor activity, RNA polymerase II-specific; RNA polymerase II cis-regulatory region sequence-specific DNA binding. Gene Ontology annotation, cellular component: nucleus. Bases 414 to 2099 code for a protein of 561 amino acids. Lineage: Eukaryota; Metazoa; Chordata; Amphibia; Anura; Bufonidae. Gene Ontology annotation, biological process: positive regulation of DNA-templated transcription; pattern specification process; cardiac left ventricle formation.